AUGCCUACAGAAUUAGAAGAGCUUGUAGAUUUUAUAUCUCACGGCAAUACACAAGUGCGACAAACCGGUAAGCUGGAACGACCCCGCCACCGGAGAACUGUACUGACCUGCGCCCCAGCCGUUGAGAACCUGGUCCCUUUCUCCCUCUCGAAGCCAGAGAUCUUCAAGACGAAUGAGCUUCUGCCGAUCAAAGACCUUAAGUUAUUAGUGCGGGAUUAUCAGCAAAUUGCCAAAGAUGCCAUCACGAUCCUCAUUAACCUCUCGACGGACCGAGAUGUGCUCGAAAACAUCGCAUCGGACAAAGAUUUCAUAAACAUAUUACUGGGGCGUGUAACAAGCCCGUCGGAACCAAACGCCAACCUCCUCGCCAUGCUCCUGGCCAACCUAGCCAAACAUGACGACCUAAAAUCCAUCCUAACCCUCACACGCCCCGCGCCCCCCUCCUCCCUCGCCUCAAGCACCACCGCCAUCGACCAGCUCCUCGACCUCUUCGUCAAAGGCGCAGACGGCACCUACAACAAAGACGCAGACUACGACUACCUCUCCUACCUCUUCGCAGACCUAGCAAAGCAUCCCGAAGGCCGCGCCUACUUCCUCGCGCCGCAAAGUUACGACGGCGUGGUGCCGCUGACCAAAAUCACCGUCUUCACCGAACACAAAUCGGAUAUUAGGCGCAAGGGCGUCGCGUCGACGAUCAAGAACGUGGCGUUUGAAAUCGCGUCCCACCCGGCGUUUUUAGCGGAAGAUGAGAUUAAUAUCCUGCCGUAUUUACUGCUGCCUAUAACGGGCAACGAGGAGUACGAUGAGGUGGAAAUGCUGGAUAUGUUACCUGAUUUGCAGCUCUUACCGCCGGAUAAGAAGAGGGAUUCGGAUCAGAGCGUUAUUCAGACGCAUGUGGAGACGCUGACGCUGCUGACGACGACGAGGGAGGGCAGGGAUAAGCUGAGGGAGGUUAAGGUGUAUCCUGUUAUAAGGGAGACGCAUAUGAGGGUUGAGAAUGAGGAUGUGAGGGAGGCGUGUGAUAGGUUGGUGCAGGUGUUGAUGAGGGAUGAGGAGGGUGGAGAAGAAGUCGAUCAGGGGAUGACUGCGCUGUCGUCGAAUAGGGGGCGGAUAGCGGAUACGCCGCAGCAUCGUGGUGGUGGAGCGGGGAGUUGGGCCAGAGGGCAGGUGGAAGAGGAGGAAGAAGAAGAUGAUGAUGACGACGAUGAUAAGAUAGUAGAAGUGUGA
Lachnellula hyalina is the source of this 1227-nucleotide messenger RNA. It is a transcript of the gene hgh1, whose product is annotated as HGH1-like protein. The record is from RefSeq and is a predicted model, not a curated record. Lineage: Eukaryota; Fungi; Ascomycota; Leotiomycetes; Helotiales; Lachnaceae. The coding region runs from base 1 to 1227 and encodes 408 amino acids. The transcript is spliced from 4 exons.